AUGCCACCACCACACUUAGGAGUUUCUUUGUCAGAAAAAACGUUUAAUGUAUUGAAGGAAUGGGGUAUUGAUAGGAAAAUUAUUUCCAUCACAUUGGAUAAUGCAACUGCUAAUGAUAGUAUGCAAGAUAUUCUAUCAAGUCAAUUGUCUUUGCAAGCACCUUUAGUAAGUGGUGGUGAAUAUUUUCAUGCUAGCUUAAAGGUGAUUGAACGUGUUGUAUAUAAUAUUAGAGAAAGUGUCAAGUACAUUAAGGGUUUGGAAGACAGAAAAAUUAAGUUUGAAGACUGCAUUAAACAAGUUAGUAUACUUGCUUCAAUCAAUUUGCUCUUGGAUGUACCAACUAGGUGGAAUUCAACUUUCAUAAUGAUAGAAAGUGCACUUAUAUAUCGACGGGCUUUAAUUCAUUAUGCUUUACUUGAUGCAAGAUAUAAAUAUUGUCCGUCAAAUGAAGAGUGGAAUAGAGCUGAGGUCAUUUUUAAUUUCUUGAAGCCAUUUUACGACAUGACAAAACUCUUCUCGAGUUCGGAUUAUCCUACAUCUAAUUUGUAUUUUUCAAAUAUAUGUAAAAUUCAAUUGCAUUUGCUUGAAACAAUGGAAAAUCUGGACUGCAUUGUUAAUGGUGUGGCUGCGAAAUUGAAAGAGAAGGUCGAUAAAUAUUGGAAGUGUUAUAGUGUCGUUUUAGCAUUUGCAAUUAUUCUUGACCCUCGUUACAAGCUUCAAUUUGUCGAAUUUUGUUACUCAAAGAUUGAUUCCUCUACUUCUCGGCAAAAGCUAAAUCUCCUUCGUCAGAAGUUGUACUCUCUGUUCCAAGAUUAUGCAAACAAAUCAAAAUCUUCUUUGAAAUCUACUACUCCAUCUACUGGGGGUACUGUGGUAGUGACAAUUUCAAUAGAGAUGAGCUUUCGGUAA
Molecule: messenger RNA, 909 nt
Organism: Malania oleifera
Lineage: Eukaryota; Viridiplantae; Streptophyta; Magnoliopsida; Santalales; Ximeniaceae
Product: zinc finger BED domain-containing protein RICESLEEPER 2-like
Exons: 2
Coding region: 1-909 (302 amino acids)
Molecular function (GO): DNA binding
Source: RefSeq, a predicted model, not a curated record